AAGUUGGAGAAGUCGUUGCAGCAGGCAACGUCUCUGCACCAACUAGUGAGACUAUUAAGGCAAAUUGACUCGAAACAGCAGCAACUAGACUACAUUCUUCACAGAUUCACAAACAAACAGUAUGUGGCCCACGGCUCGUCAAUUCGCGCGUUGGAAAUCAGCAGAGUGGAGCUCUCGACCACGCUAAGCCAUUCUCGGUCGCUCAAGAAAAUUAUGGAAAACGCGUCGGCGCUGAGCUCGAAAAUCACCGAGAGAGUGAGACUGCUCGACUCGGAAAAAUCAAAAAUUAAGGCUACCAAGGAUUACGUGGAAAACGUGCGAACACUGAAGUACGAGGUUCAAAAGGCCGACGUAGCAAUCAAACAGCAGGACUGGCUGGCAGCAGCCUCAUCGAUCAACGCCGUCCGUAACCUCCCUCCUGGGCUGAUUGACGACGAGUUUGUGGAAUUUAUUGUCCCCACUAGCGACCUGCCAGAGAUGCCGAGCGUCCUGCUCGAUUCUUGGAUUUCGGAGCUAAACGACAUAUUUUUGAGCGAGUUUAACGAGGCUGCUGCCAAGAAGGACGUGCAAAGACUCACCUAUUUCUUUCAACUGUUCCCCCUCAUCGGCAAGAGCGACGUCGGGCUCAGCUGCUACUCGAGAUUCAUUUGCAAUAUUAUAAGCGACCAAUCAAGGACCAACUUGAGAAGCGUGCAAGGAAAGGACGUGCAUUCGAGCUUCUAUGCGCAGGUGUUGUUCCAGCUGUACCAAACCAUUGCCGAUAUCGUUCACCAGCAUUCGCGCAUCAUCACCAAAUAUUACGGAAAAAACGUGCUUCCAAAAGUUCUGAGCGCAAUACAGACCGAAUGCGAUCUUCAGAGCGGCCUGAUUUUUGACACCUUCUGGGACGCAAAUAACCUAGAUCGAGCGAUCAGCGAUAUCACUAACUACGGGUAUCCGAUUCUUGUCGGGUCGAUUCUGAGUAAUGUUCAGACAGACGAGGAGCUACAGGACGACAAUGUGGUCAUUUCUCUUUCUGAGGUAUCAAAUCUGAUCGACGAGCUUUCUGCAAUGCUGAACCAUUGGGCUAUGUACUGCAAGUUUUUCGUCGUCUCCUGGAACGACGCCAGCGACACAGCUAACCACGCGAACGCUGUUUAUCCGCAACCUUUGCUGUUGAGUACGUUUAUGGAAAAAAUUCACAAAAAAAUCACCAGGAGCUUUGACCAGCUCUGCACAUUUGCCAUCAGAAGAACUAUAGAAAAGGCGUUUCUUCUAGAAAACCUCCCCGACAUUACUCCACAGCUUCAGCUCUGUGUGAGGUACUUAGCAUCAGCCACAAAGGCCAACGCAUCCACCAAUCAGUCGCUACUCUCCCUCACUCCAGAGGACCCGCCAGUGACAUCGAUGGUCGAAGAUAUCACCAUCUCGUUGAACCUGAUCAUGCUGCAGACUAUCACCACAGGCGAAUUUUUCACGAUUAAAAACAUGAUGUCCAACACGAGGAGAAUUCUCGAGAACGACUUCCUUAAUAUCAUGAAGAGGAAACUUACCGAUUCGCAGCCGAGAGCAAACUCGUCCCUGCAUACCAAUAGCCGGACAAAUCUGCCUAUCAACCAAAAGGGGGGAUCUUCGAAUCUCAUGACUCCAAGAAGCGGCACUCCGCCAAUCGGAGGGAAGGACAUUAAUUCUGGAAACCUGUUCAUGAAAAGUGCUACUUCCGCAUUGAACGCAGCCAUCAAUUUGAGCGGCGUUGAAACAGAGACUUCGGACAAGUUGCAGCAAUUUGUCAUUGUGCUCAACUCGAUCAGCGUUUUUCAACAAUAUUUGGACAAAUUGUCCAACAAUUUGGUGACAAAGCUCGAGAAUGACAAUCUCUUGAUCGUGGACGACCAGGAGUUCAUUAGGGACAGGCUGAAAUCGGUGGUGAUGACGUUGAGCACAUCCUUCAUUGAAAAAUCAGACGUUGUGCUCAAAGAGAACAUAAAGACAAUUUUCAACCAGAAUUUCCGGGCCAAGCUGAGCAGAAUGGUCAACGAUGUGCUGAAAGAGACCGACUAUCUGAUCUCCUCCGAUAUUCUGGCUCUGAGCUCUACUUCGGAGGUCAUGCUCAACUUCAUCAAGGAAUGGAACUCGUUGAUCAUUCCGUAUCUCACCAUAUUCACCAGAGCGAACUUCCAGGCCUUGAUACAACUGGUGGUGUCGAAUUUGGCAUCGGCAAUGGAAAAUAAAAUCUGGGCCAUGGAGAGAAAAUGCAACGAAUUGGGAGCAGCAAAGCUGGAAAAAGACGUGUCAACCAUUAUCAGCGAGGUCACAAAAUACGACUACAGUCUACGGGACAAUUUCAUCCGGAUCACCCAGAUAGUCAUGAUGCUGGGGCUGGACGAUGACGACGAGGUGGAGGAGCUCAAUGAUCUCGAAUGGGCCCUGACUCCCGCAGAGCGGAGCAGGGCAAGAAAUUUAAGAAUCGAUAGA
Molecule: messenger RNA, 2454 nt
Organism: Ogataea polymorpha
Lineage: Eukaryota; Fungi; Ascomycota; Pichiomycetes; Pichiales; Pichiaceae
Exons: 3
Source: RefSeq, a predicted model, not a curated record